CUUGGUCCGACCUUGGUAAGCGGACAGACGCUAUCAGAUCGUCGCAACUCGUAUGCGACGAAAGUCGACUCGACAGAGGUAUUCGUUCGUAACAACUGUAGUCAUGAAAUCCUUCGUGAGUUAUUCGGCAGAUUGUGAUUUUCCGAUCGAGAAUUUGCCAUAUGGAAUCUUCUCUACUAGGAAUAAGCCAGAAAAGAGAAUAGGCGUAGCAAUCGGUGAUCAAAUUUUGGACUUGAGUGCUAUCGCGAAUUAUUUUGAUGGACCACUAUUAAAAAAUAAGCAGGACGUAUUUCGUCGUGAUUACCUGAAUGAUUUUAUGUCUCUUGGAAGACUGGCAUGGCUAGAAGCAAGAUUAAAACUUCAAGAACUGCUUUCUGUCAGCAAUCAAACCUUGCAAGAUCCGGAAGUCCGCUCAAAGGUUCUUGUUGCACAGAAAGAUGCGAUAAUGCACUUACCAGCAAAAAUUGGCGAUUACACGGAUUUUUAUUCGUCUCUCAAUCAUGCCACAAAUGUCGGCAUCAUGUUCCGUGGCAAAGAAAAUCCGCUGUUGCCGAAUUGGAAAUAUUUGCCGGUCGGUUAUCACGGUAGAGCAAGCUCCGUUGUUGUGUCAGGUACACCUAUAAAACGACCACGUGGUCAGACACUUCCAGUCGAGGAUGCAGCACCAGUCUUUGGCCCCUGUAGAUUAAUGGAUUUUGAACUGGAAGUUGCUUUUUUUGUUGGUGGACCACCUACAAAUCUCGGUGAUACCGUCCCAGCUUCGAAGGCUUACGAUCAUAUUUUUGGAAUGGUCUUAAUGAAUGACUGGAGUGCACGAGAUAUUCAAAAAUGGGAAUAUGUGCCAUUGGGACCGUUCGGCGCAAAAAAUUUGGGAACUACGAUAUCUCCAUGGGUGGUUACGAUGGAAGCUCUAGAACCUUUUAAAAUACCGAAUAUGAUUCAGGAUCCAACACCAUUCCCGUAUUUGCAACAUGAUGAUUCCUGUAAUUUCGACAUUAAAUUAGAAGUUGACAUUAAACCUCCAAGUGGUGUAGUCACGACUGUAUGUCGAAGCAAUUUUAAAUAUAUGUAUUGGACACCGCGACAGCAACUGGCACACCACACUAUUACUGGAUGUAACAUUAAUCCUGGGGAUUUAAUGGGCUCUGGCACUAUAAGUGGAGAAACUUCGGAUUCUUACGGUUCUAUGCUAGAAUUAUGUUGGAAAGGCAUACAUCCCAUCAAAUUAAAAGAUGGUACCGUAAGAAGAUUCCUUCAAGACGGUGAUGAAGUAAUAAUGCGUGGUUACUGCGUCGGUGAUGGUCAUAAGAUCGGUUUUGGAUCAUGCACGGGUAAAUUGUUACCGCCUACAUCGAGUGAACUUGAUAUAUAAAACAAGAUAAAAUUGUUUACGUAUAUUUUGUUAUUUCUUAUAUUUUAUUAUUUCUGCAUUUUGGUAUGUAAUACAUUUUUCUACUAUUUACAUACUUUUGUUUUAAUUCUUUGUCGACAGCGAGAUUUGAAAAAAGCAGUGAUGAUAUUUAAUUUUGACCAAGAUUGUAUGAAAAAAUAAAUAUCUGAUAUAAAAUGGAA
Messenger RNA from Formica exsecta, 1572 nucleotides. RefSeq names its product fumarylacetoacetase (gene Faa). The record is from RefSeq and is a predicted model, not a curated record. The coding region runs from base 53 to 1372 and encodes 439 amino acids. Gene Ontology annotation, biological process: L-tyrosine catabolic process; L-phenylalanine catabolic process; homogentisate catabolic process. Gene Ontology annotation, molecular function: fumarylacetoacetase activity. The transcript is spliced from 8 exons. Lineage: Eukaryota; Metazoa; Arthropoda; Insecta; Hymenoptera; Formicidae.